Adineta ricciae is the source of this 2793-nucleotide messenger RNA. The record is from the annotation of a GenBank genome assembly. NCBI's taxonomy places the organism in Eukaryota, Metazoa, Rotifera, Eurotatoria, Adinetida, Adinetidae.
AUGGAACAAGUCCGUUUGCUGACCAUCGCGCCAGCCAGUUGGGGACGUCAAAAAGUUCAAAUGUUUUUCAGCAGUUCCGAUCGGCAAGCUCGUUAUUCUCGUGAGCUUCGCUCAACCGAAGGUGUACUUGCUACUCCUGAAGAUCUCCGUGGAAGUCAAGUGUUAGAUCCAUCUGUGAUUCAAGCUGUAAUCCAUUUCUAUGAACAAGAUUGGAUCAGCCGAGUUUCACCGAACAAAUCAGAUGUCAUAUUAAUAAAACAGCAACCUAUUCCCAAACGGUUUAUGUUAUUAACGAUUGGAGAAGCUUUCGAAGAAUUUAAAAAAGAUUUUCCUCAGUAUGUUAUUGGAAGAUCAAAAUUCUUCAGUCUCAAACCNAGUCAAGUGUUAGAUCCAUCUGUGAUUCAAGCUGUAAUCCAUUUCUAUGAACAAGAUUGGAUCAGCCGAGUUUCACCGAACAAAUCAGAUGUCAUAUUAAUAAAACAGCAACCUAUUCCCAAACGGUUUAUGUUAUUAACGAUUGGAGAAGCUUUCGAAGAAUUUAAAAAAGAUUUUCCUCAUCGCGUUGCACUACAAAAAACAGUUGGCAGUGUUAGUCUACUUUUAAACGAUAUCGAUGAACAAUGGAGAAGCUUUCUUCCACACCACUACAUUACAAAAACCCAACAAUCGUAUAUUGCUGAGCUAAGAAAAACAUCGGAUCCAAAUAAGUCGAUAACUAUACAGAUGGACUUUGCGCAGAAUUUCGCAUUAACCUCACAACGUGAAGUACAAUCAGCUCACUUUGACAAAGCACAAGUGACUCUUUUUACCGUUUCUGUAACAUUUGGAUCAGAUCUUCAAAGAGUAAAACAAAUCGCACCGAGUGUUCAAAUGAUUAAUUAUAUAACAGACGGCGGACCCGGUCAUUUUAAAAAUCGAUUCAAUAUCCUAAAUCUAUCGUUUCAUCAGACCGAUUUUAAUAUCCAUGCGGUGUGGGCAUUCAGUGCGACGUCACAUGGCAAAGGACCAGUUGAUGGUUUAGGUUCAGUCCUCAAAUCAACGGGUACUCGGUUCAUGAUGCGUCACGGGCCCGAAGAAGCGUUUAAGAGUGCAAAGGAAUUCUAUGAAUUCUCAGCACGCCGCCAAAAACUAUCCAAAUCUCCGAUCGAAUUAUUAUAUGCAGAAUCAAAGGAUAUACUUAAGGGGGAGACCCAUAUUGCAUUAGAAUAUGCUCCAUCUAAAACAACUACACAGUUAUUUGAAAUUAAUUAUUUACAAACGCAACUUGCUGAUGCUCAUUUAUGCGCAAAUGCUCAUCUUAUAUUUAUACCUGAUAUAAAUAGAUCACAGGGACUUUACCAUGAAAAUGGCUUGAAGUGUUCUCUUUGUGGAAAAAUUUCACCUUUUUCAAAUUUUCCACCAAAACCACUGUAUGAAGUACAAGUACCGAAUCAUCGAUUGUACGUUGCAAAUUCAUUCACAGGGAUCGGGUACGAUAAUAUGAACUUAAUUAUGUCAAUUUUAUGUUUAAAAAUCCCAAAUAAAACAAAUUUCAUUCCUCAAGUAUUGCAAACUUACGAUAGUUUGUAUGCGUAUGUUCAAGAGCACUUUCGUUCAGUUGUACAAGACAUUCGUUCAUCGCAUAACGUUGAGAGUAACAAUACGGACCAAUUUGUUGAUCUUGCAGUUUCGAUGGACGGGACGUGGAAGAAAAGAGGAUUUGUCUCACACUACGGUAUUGUAUUUGUUAUUGAACUCGAGAGUGGCUUAGCUCUCGAUUACGAAGUGUUGAGCACAAGAUGCGAGAAAUGCGAGAAGAACAAAAGAGAACGCACAGCACGUGAUUUUCGAAGUUGGUUCGUGAAACACAAAGAUGUUUGCGAGCAGAAUUGGGAUGGAACAGCCAAAGGAAUGGAAGUAGAAGGUGCAAGAAGAUUAUUUGAAAGAUCAGUCGAUAAAGGAUUUCGAUACAAAUGGUUGAUAUGUGACGGUGAUUCAAGUGCUUAUGAAGCUGUCAAACGAACAUAUAUUGUUGAAGACACAGAUGAAGAAUCACCACAACAAAAUCCGAAUGAGGAAGACGUCGAUGACUCAGAAGAUGAAUAUAGUGAUGCUAACGACAAUGAUCAAACGAACGAAACAACACGUGGCGAUGUUGAACAAGAUUUAGUGGUAAAGGAAGAUUGCAUUAACCAUGUGCAGAAGCGAGUGACUAGUCGCCUGAAAGAUAUUCGCACGAAAUAUUCUCGAUUGGAGUUUCGAUCAAGAUCUUCUACGACAGAUCGUCAAAAAUCAUCUGCACGUUCAAAGAAACAUAGAAUCUUGUUGUCUGAUGGUAAACCUUAUUCUGGGAGUGCAGGUAGAAUGACGAAAGAGAUGGAACAGAAGUUCACAAGUCUGUACGGUAAUGCUAUACGAGAGUCAAAAAUGGAUUUGAAUGAAGACGAAGCGGUGGUUUUGAUGCAGAAAAAGUGCCGUGCUGUCUUUUACCACUACAUAGAUCAAGUGGAUAAAAGUAAACAGCAUCAAUAUUGUCCAACAGGACCUAACAGAUCGAUACGUGGCGCGGCCGCGUUAGCGUGUUUGUAUUUCAACCAAGGUCGAUCUGGUCUUAUUGCCUAUUUUGAUCACGUCGGACUCGAUGUCAAUGAAGAAUUCAUUAACAUUGUUAUAGACAAGGAUAAAGAACGUUUACAAGAGGCAAUUGCUGCAGCUGAAAAACAACAGGAAAUCAACGAACGAAAAAAGCAACUUCGUUUUGAUUCCAUAGCAGCUGAAGCUGAUACGUUCGAUUAUGGAAGUGGUAGACAUUAG